AUGCCUUUCUUGGAUGUGCAGAAACCGUUUGGCCUUAACAUAGAUCAAUGGUUGACAAUCCAAAGUGCUGAACAGUCCUACAAGAUUCCUGCUCGAUGUCAUCCUUUUGAAAAAGAAUGGAUAGAAUGUGCACAUGGAAUUGGUGGUAUCUGGGCAGAGAAAGAGUGCAAAAUAGAAUAUGAUUAUUUCAUAGAGUGUAUACUUUGGCAGAAAACGAUGAGACGUUUGAGUACCACCAGGAAGCAGUGGGACAAGCUGGUAAAGGAAGGGAAGUACACCCGUCCACCUCACCAUGUGGGCAAGGGGGAGCCUCAGCCCCUAAGCAGACUCCCAAAGUGCUGGGACUACAGGUGUGAGCCACUGCACCCAGCUGUUAUAAAGUAG
This is a messenger RNA of Rhinopithecus roxellana (golden snub-nosed monkey), 384 nucleotides long. Its product is annotated as NADH dehydrogenase [ubiquinone] iron-sulfur protein 5-like. The transcript has a single exon. Gene Ontology annotation, biological process: mitochondrial respiratory chain complex I assembly. Lineage: Eukaryota; Metazoa; Chordata; Mammalia; Primates; Cercopithecidae. Bases 1 to 384 code for a protein of 127 amino acids. The record is from RefSeq and is a predicted model, not a curated record.